Cooperia oncophora is the source of this 597-nucleotide messenger RNA. NCBI's taxonomy places the organism in Eukaryota, Metazoa, Nematoda, Chromadorea, Rhabditida, Trichostrongylidae. The record is from the annotation of a GenBank genome assembly.
UUGCAGGGUUGUUCUGCCCCGUUGGUGGUAAAGUUUGCUGAUACUCAACGCGAGAAGGAAGUAAAGAAACUUCCUGCUGCUGCUGGAAGCAUAACGUCGGCUGCUUCCGGCUUGGCCUCAUUGGGCAGUCAAGCGGCUUUAUUGCAGCAGCUGGCUGGUGGCGGAGUGAAUCUACAGGCUUUGAGCGCUUUGGCUGCAUUGUUCAAUCCUGGUGUGCAGGCGCAACAACAUAACCUGCUCGGUGUUCUUGGAGGAGUGCUUUCGGCGUUGGGUAAGCUCACGGAAGGGGGUUCCGGGGCAGUGAACACUGGCGUUGCUACUAGCGGCAGUAUGUCUGCUCUAGUGCAGAACGGGCAGAGCGCUGCGAGCAAGGCUCAGCUAGCCGCUCUACUUCAUCAAAACCCAAUCCAAACUCAAAACCUUGAGACCAUUGCCCAACUUCAACAGGCUCAACUCCAGCAUGCUCAAUUAGCUCAGGCUCAGGCUCAAGCUCAAGCACAGCAUCAACAGCUUUUUGCAAUGCAAGUUCAGGCUCAACAAGCUCAGCCCGCAGGUGAGCAUUUUCCGUGUUGUAUCAAAUUUAGGUUAAGUAAGUGA